UGUUCUGUUGACAAGAAAAAGCUAAAGACAAAUACAAAGUAGAGAGAGAAAAGGAGUUAAAAAGAAACCCAUAAAAAAAAAAACAAACGAAACUGAGAAAGAGAAAGCAGAGUGUUGAACCAAAAAUUGUAAGAGAAAAAACAAAGAUUUCUGUUUGGUUGGAGGGUUGAAACAUCUUAAGUCUGUUUUGGCUAUCAACAUCAUUGCCCCCUUUUUACAGCUUUUACUUGCAAAGCUCUCUCUCUUUUUUUUUUUUCACAGUUUCCGCUUCCAAUUCUCUCUCACUUUCAAUCUCUGUCUUUGUACUUUUUUUUUUCUUUUUAAGCGGUUUUGGCUCUCUUGGUUUUGUUUUGAAGUUUUAAAAGCAGUGGAUAAACUUGAAAAGAUUGAAAACUUUGGCUUUGUGAUCUCUGUUUUUGCUCUGUUUUCUUAUCUGGGUUGUUUCGAUUGCUUAUUUUAUCAAUGACCAUGGAGGAGAAAAUGGGUGGUUCCAUUGGUGAGGAUGGCGGCAAGGACCGGUUUCCAGUUGGCAUGCGUGUUUUAGCCGUUGAUGAUGACCCUAUUUGCCUUAAAGUCUUGGAAAAUCUGCUUCGUAAAUGCCAAUAUCAAGUUACUACGACCAAUCAGGCAAUCACAGCCCUCAAAAUGUUGAGGGAAAACAAAAACAGAUAUGAUUUGGUUAUUAGUGAUGUUAAUAUGCCAGAUAUGGAUGGCUUUAAGCUUCUUGAGCUUGUGGGGCUUGAAAUGGACCUACCUGUAAUCAUGCUGUCAGCACACAGCGAUACCAAGCUUGUAAUGAAAGGGAUUACCCAUGGUGCUUGUGACUACUUAUUGAAGCCUGUUCGCAUUGAGGAGCUAAAAAACAUAUGGCAACAUGUGGUCAGAAGAAAGAAACCUGACUCUAAGGAUCAAAUUAUGGCCCCAAAUCACGAUAAGGCUGGGGGAGGGACUGGAGAAGCUGGUCAAACAUCAACGGGCAGUUCUGACCAAAAAGUCAAUAAGAAGCGAAAGGACCAAAGUGAAGAUGAGGAAGAAGAGGGUGAAGAUAAUGGACAUGAGAAUGAGGACCCCUCAAACCAGAAGAAGCCUCGAGUUGUUUGGUCUGUAGAGCUGCACAGGAAGUUUGUUGCAGCUGUCAACCAAUUGGGUCUUGACAAGGCUGUUCCAAAGAAAAUUCUUGAUCUUAUGAAUGUUGAAGGGCUCACAAGGGAAAAUGUUGCGAGCCAUCUACAGAAAUAUAGGCUUUACCUUAAAAGACUCAGCAGUGUUGCAACCCAGCAAGCAAACAUGGCCGCUGCAUUAGGCAGUAAAGAUCCUUCUUACUUGCGUAUGGGUUCACUGGAUGGCUUUGGAGAUUUUCGCUCAUUGAAUGGACCUGGAAGACUUUCAACUGCUUCUAUAUCAUCGUAUCAACCGGGUGGAAUGUUUGGUAGACUGAACUCCUCAGCUGCUUUAAGCCUACGUGGGAUUUCUUCUGGUGUUAUUCAACCGGGUCAUUCUCAAACCUUGAACAAUUCCAUCAAUGGUCUUGGGAAGAUCCAGCCAGCUGUGUUACCUGCAAACCAGAAUCAAAAUGGAACUUUCAUUCAAGGGAUCCCAACAUCAAUAGAGCUCAACCAACUGUCACAGAACAAGUCCAUUAACCGCUUUGGAGAGUUUAAUCGUGUUAAUGAUCCAAAUGUUUUUGGUGUUGCUACUAACUUCCCAGAUGCCAGAAUGAUAGUUGGUAGUUCAAGCAAUUCUCUAUCUACUGCCUCGGGCAACCAUUUGUUGUUGCAAGCAAACGUACAACAAAUUCAGCAUAGUGGUGCAUUUGGAAAUCAACCAUCUGUUGGUGUGACAUCACUGAAUCAGGAAUCAUUUGACGUGGGUGUUCGUGGUUCUUCUAAUUUUCUUGAUCAUGGUAAAUGCAGUGAAAACUGGCAGGUUGCAGUUCAAUUAUCUAAUUUACCAUCAGGUUCAUUGUCGACAAGUGAAGGUUUCAGUCAUGAGCAGUUGCCGACUAAUAAUUUGCAAGAAAGCAUCUCUUGGACGAACUCUCACCUUAGUAACAGCCCUAUUGAUCUUUCUUCUUCUGUGGCAAAUUCAGCCCGUUUGGAGGACUCUAGAGGAGACACACAGUGCCAAGUGGGUCUAAAUAAUGUCAUUCAGAAUAUAGAUUACACAGCAAAGCAACAGUGGGGAGAUCACAGACAGGAUUAUAAUGGAAAUUUAAAUCAUUCAUUCCACAGGGUAGACUCCCUAGUUUCUGCAAGUGGUUCUAUGAUGGACCAAAGCAAUGCCAUCAGCAGUAAAACAACUGAUGUUUCUUUGUUCAGCCAACUAAGUGGUGGCAUUCCUUAUGUUGUUGAGCACCCUCAGGGUGAGAAAUCAGCUUUCGACACAAAAUUGAGGUCCAACGAGGACUUCCUCUUCGACCAGACAAAGCCACAGAAUGGUUUCAGUCAAAAUAAUUUUGAAUCUUUGGAGGUUAUAAUGAGUUCCAUGAUCAAACCGGAGCAAAACAAUGAAACUGCAUUGAUGGAUGGGGAAUUUGUAUUUGAUGCAUUCCCCCUCGGCUCAUGUAUAUGAGACAGUUGAUGCUGAUUCUCAGAUUAAAGACGGUGUCUGAUUCUCAGAUAAAAGACGGUGACAAAGGCAUAAACCUACUCCUCUUUAUGGGAGUCUGUAUCAUUAUGUAAUUUAUUCUCUUUUGCUCCAUUUGUUUCUGGUUGAAAUUGAUGACACCAUCCUCCUCCUUUUUGGUAUUCUUUCUUCUUGUCCUUUACACAUUGAUGGAAUGGUAGCUUGAGAAAUUUACAGUUUCUCAGUUUUUCUUAGUUUUAUUUGUAUCUUGUUUCUCAUAAUUUUUUCAAAGGUAGUAGUUGUUGUUAAAGCAUUUAUCCUGCUG
Durio zibethinus is the source of this 2890-nucleotide messenger RNA. RefSeq names its product two-component response regulator ORR24-like. The record is from RefSeq and is a predicted model, not a curated record. Gene Ontology annotation, molecular function: DNA binding; DNA-binding transcription factor activity. Lineage: Eukaryota; Viridiplantae; Streptophyta; Magnoliopsida; Malvales; Malvaceae. Gene Ontology annotation, biological process: phosphorelay signal transduction system; cytokinin-activated signaling pathway.